AUGCGGACAAUGCUGCGCGCCUGGCAGUCGCUUGUAUCGACCACACCUGGACCACGAGAGAGUGAUACAAGACCGCGCAAAGGAACAGGAGCAGCAGAUAGGAAGUUUGACUCAGAUCGCCGGACAGCGAGGCCCAGCGAUGAGAAGGCGGAGCAUCGCAGCACUGGUUUUGUGAUAUCGCCGGAGAAGCUAGAGCGUUUGCUGGUCACCUCGAGCACCGCGAGUAUUCAGCGACUGGAGGUUGUGGAUAAUCGCAGUCGAUCGAUAUCCCAUAUCGUCGAGACUCUACGAACCACCUUGAGGACAACGCAGCAGCUCGCACAAGUCGCUGUAACGAUCAAGACGGCCAACUUCACUCUCGCAGAGCUGGCCAAACUCGCAGCGUCCUCACCACCUGGCGCCUGUGUCCGCAGCGUGGGCGUGGGCGUCUGGCACAUCUCAGUCAACAACGGCCAGCACAUCACACUCGUCCAACCUCAGCUACGGAAGGCCUGGAGAAGACUCAAACUGGAUCCAACGAUUGAUCGGAACUCAGGACGGCUGCGAUAUGUGCGCAGAGUGGCAAGCUGA
Molecule: messenger RNA, 570 nt
Organism: Saxophila tyrrhenica
Lineage: Eukaryota; Fungi; Ascomycota; Dothideomycetes; Mycosphaerellales; Extremaceae
Exons: 1
Coding region: 1-570 (189 amino acids)
Source: RefSeq, a predicted model, not a curated record